Messenger RNA from Lactuca virosa, 942 nucleotides. The record is from the annotation of a GenBank genome assembly. Lineage: Eukaryota; Viridiplantae; Streptophyta; Magnoliopsida; Asterales; Asteraceae.
AUGAACCUAUUCUUUGCUUUAUACUAUUCCAUCAUAACUGGAACCACAACGUCUUCGUCGCCUGACUUCAAUUUGAGUUUAUCAGAAAGGGCGUUAGCCGCCGCUGGAGCCGCUUUUCUAUCUGCAGUUAUAGUAAAUCCUCUCGAUGUCGCAAAGACUAGAUUGCAAGCUCAGGCUGCUGGUGUUCCAUAUCAGAAUCUCCACUCCAAAUGUCGCUUUGAACCAAACACAGGUUCAAUUUUCGAAGUCACCGUCUUUCCAAAUCGAAUCCAAAGGGUUUGUGUCUGGACUGCUGUGAUGUUGUGUGUUCUUACUAUACUCGAUGCUUGCACACUCAUCACAAGAUUCACAAGGGUUGCUGGUGAACUUUUUGGCAUGUUGAUUUCAGUGUUCUUUAUGCAAGAGGCUAUUAAGGGAGUUAUUAGUGAGUUCCAUAUACCAAAAGGAGAAAAUGAAAGAGUAGAGGAGUACCAAUUUCAAUGGCUAUAUACAAACGGGUUGCUUGCAAUUAUUUUGGCAUUUGGUACCCUCAUGACUUCCAUGAAGAGUAGAGGUGCUAGGGCUUGGCCAUAUGGUGUAGGGUGGAUGCGUGGUCUUAUAGCAGACUAUGGGGUUCCUCUAAUGGUGUUAGUGUGGACUGCAAUAUAUUAUAUCAAGCCUAGAGAUGUUCCUCCUGGUGUUCCUAGACGCCUUUUUUGUCCCCUUCCUUGGGAACCUGGAUCUUUGUCUCAUUGGACAGUCAUUAGGGUAUUUUUUUACUGCUGUUUCUUCAGCUUUGGAGUUUUCAGAAGCCAUGAGAAGUAUGAUUGCUUUCAUUUAGCUGUUGGCAAGGUUUUAAGGGAAGCAGCAGAAGCUAAAGCUGCUGCUCAAGCUGAGGCUACAGAAUGGAAACACAAAUAUGAAUUGGAAAGAGAAAAGAAUCUGCAAUUGGAACAAAAAUAA